Anopheles maculipalpis is the source of this 2457-nucleotide messenger RNA. RefSeq names its product GATOR complex protein WDR24 (gene Wdr24). Lineage: Eukaryota; Metazoa; Arthropoda; Insecta; Diptera; Culicidae. Gene Ontology annotation, molecular function: protein binding. The coding region runs from base 38 to 2455 and encodes 805 amino acids. Gene Ontology annotation, biological process: positive regulation of TOR signaling. The transcript is spliced from 2 exons. The record is from RefSeq and is a predicted model, not a curated record.
UUACGCUGUUUUUCCGUUCGCGGUUGGUCGUACAAACAUGGGGGAUGUUAAAACAUGCUCCAUUCGCAUUUGCCAAGAUGGGCACGCCAACGCCCUUGCGUUAAAUCGCGAAUGUACGCAAAUUGCUGUGGCUGGCAGAAGCUUGCUGAAGGUUUUUUCGAUUGAAAACGAUGGAUUCACGGAGGUAUGUAAUAUGCGUGGCGGUAAAAACCAAAACCUAAGUUACUCGUCGAAUGAUGUCGCCUGGAGUGCACUGGACUCAAACAUCCUCGCUACCGCUGCCACGAACGGCGUCGUUUCCGUCUGGGACUUGUCCAAGUUCGGUCGUCAAAAACAACUGCUAGUGUACAACGAGCACGAGCGGACGGCUCAUUCGGUUGCGUUCCACGGAACGGAGGCAAAUCUUUUGAUUUCGGGAUCGCAGGACGGAACUAUCAAAUGUUUUGACCUACGGACGGAUAAAUCGGCCAUAAAUACUUACUUUAGCAACUCAGAAAGCGUACGUGAUGUAAAGUUUAGUCCACAUACACCCAACACGUUUGCGGCCGUUUCCGAGAAUGGUACCGUGCAGCUAUGGGACAUUCGCAGGAACGAUCGAUGCACGGCCCAAUUCACUGCACACAGUGGGCCAAUUUACACGUGCGAUUGGCAUCCGAAUCAGCCAUGGUUGGCCACGGGUAGUCGCGACAAGCAGAUCAAGGUGUGGAACACUAACCCCAAAAACACGUCACUUGAGACGGCGAAAAACGUUUCACUUGAGUAUACCAUACAUACGAUCGCGGUCGUCGGUAGGAUUCGAUGGCGUCCGGAUAAAAUGUAUCACAUUGCAAGCUGUGCGCUGGUGGUGGACAAUAGUAUCUACAUCUGGGAUCUUCGCCGACCCUAUAUACCGUACGCUUCCUUUAACGAGCAUUCAAACGUUACGACGGGCAUAGCGUUCAAGGGUAACGAUCGGCACGUGCUGCUGUCCACCAGCAAGGACUCGACAAUAUUUAAGCACGUGUUUAAAGACGCCACCCGUCCUGCAAUGAAAGCGAAUCCGCAGGGAGCCAACUUCAACUACAAGGGUGAUUUGCUGUACGCCUACGAGAUGAAGCUAAUUCCUCCCCCUCCUCCAUCGAGUUUACUUAGCCAAGGUACCGCAUUAUUGGGUUCGCGGCAAAAAACGUCCCCGUCAGCCGAUCAGUUUCACCUGGCAAAAUCGAAUCUUUCCAACUUUUCUACCAAAACUAUCAACAUGAAUGCGAAGGACGUUACCAAAACUUCACUUCUGAAGGAUUACUUGGCACUGAAAGGGUGCGCCAAAGAGUACAUGCUUACCGGAGCCUCUCUAUCGGAGGUUUGUAGCCAUAAUGCGGCUAUAGCGAAAAAGUAUGGCAAAACCAACGUCAGUUUUCUGUGGAACUUCAUAUCGCAACUGUACGCCUACAGCUCCACCGCUAGCAUAAAGCUGGAACAGCGCAAUUCGGGCACAAUACAGAAUGCUGGUAGUCGCUUGAUGGCUCAAAUUUCUAACCAAUCCAGCACUGGAAGAAGUGAAGACCGAACAAUGGGUAGCGGUGGUCAUCCCGCAGCGGGCAUUACGAAUAACGUAAGCAACGUCAGCACUGACGAUUACAAUGAGUUUGCUAACAACAAUAACGCCAAUGAAGCCCAUGGUAUGGGGCAGCUACUGUCGGUGGAUAUAGAACCGGACAAGUGUGACUUCGUUUUUGGUGAAACAGAGCUUACGUUCGAUUCGGUCGAUUGUAUUAAAGGCUUCCGGGAUGGAUUUCUUUACACUGGUCCGCACGAUCUGGUGAAAGAUUACACUUUUCCAAGUUCAAAUCUAAUGAAUGCCCACGAACUACAUCAAACGCAUCCCCGAAAGCAUCUGAUGGCGGAAAAGUCGCAGGAAACUUCACCGCCGCCGAAUCCGGCUCCGUCGUUCCUGAAAAUUUCCGAUCACAACCCAACACCACCCAUUUGGGAACCGCACCAGGUGCUGGCCGAGUGUUUAACGUUGCAAACAGAGAUUGGCGAUGUCCAGACGUCGUCCUGCAUUCUCAUGGCUCUCGGUGAGCGAAGGCACAGUUUGCAGAUCGACGAAAGUCUCCAAGAGAACUGGCUGCUGUCGUACAUCGAGCUUCUGCACCGACAUCAGCUGUGGAACGAAGCAACGCAGGUGAUUAACAUUAGCUGGAUCCGAUCUGUGCUGGAGAUGAAUCAACAAUCCACGACAAUGUACACGAGCUGUGGCCAAUGCUCGAAGCAACUGGUAAGUGCGAUGGGAUGGUACUGUUCACGCUGCAAGUCCGCCCAAAGUUCAAAGUGCAGUGUUUGCAAUGGGGUUGUCCGUGGACUGUACGCCUGGUGUCAGGGAUGUUCGCAUGGAGGCCACCUAGAACAUUUGAAGCAAUGGUUUGCCAACAACUCCAAGUGUCCCAGGUGUGGUCACCUGUGUGAGUACGAAUAAGC